Molecule: messenger RNA, 2743 nt
Organism: Elgaria multicarinata webbii
Lineage: Eukaryota; Metazoa; Chordata; Lepidosauria; Squamata; Anguidae
Gene: MBIP
Product: MAP3K12 binding inhibitory protein 1
Exons: 9
Coding region: 55-1086 (343 amino acids)
Source: RefSeq, a predicted model, not a curated record
UGAGAGAGGCAUGGCCCCCGCUGCGACUAGUAGUGUGUGGUUCGGGCGCCUGUCAUGGCCUCCUACGAGAGGGAGCCUGGCUCGAAUCCGCCCGAGGUUUCCGCCCCGCCCGGAGGCUCCUCCGAAGAGCCGGUUGGAGAGAUCCUGAGAGGCUGCCUGCGCUUGCUGCCUAAGUUGGUGGGGCAGCUUAAUCUUGGAGAAGAUAUGGCGAAAAUUAACUUCGACUGGAGCAAGCUUCAAGGUGCCUCACCACUCCAGCCCGUGUUGCUCUUGACCGCUCUGCAGCAGCAUAUUUCCGUUUUACAGCCAUUUAUAGAAAAGCUCCAGUCUUUGAUUAAAGAGGAAAGCACUGUACCCGUUGAUGAUUCCAAUAAGACAGAAGGCGGAAAGUGUGAGACUAAUUCAAAUGUAAUAGAUAAAGACGUGCAGGUGGAAGUGAAACACAUAGCUUGUGGUUCUGCAAACCUGAAAGAGACUCAUGUUGAUUUUGACCCAGAAGUUGUCCAGAUAAAAGCUGGAAAAGCUGAAAUUGAAAGACGAAUAUCAGCCUUCAUUGAAAGGAAACAAGCUGAGAUCAAUGAAAACAACGUCAGAGAAUUUUGCAAUGUUAUUGAUUGUAAUCAAGAAAACAGCUGUGCUAGGACUGAUGCGGUGUUCACACCUUACCCAGGAUUCAAAAGUCAUGUGAAGGUUUCGCGAGUUGUAAAUACCUAUGGCCCUCAGACCAGAAAUGAAAGAGCUCAUGGGUCCAAUCGUAAAGCAAACGCCCUUCCUCGAGAUUGUGGGAAUCAAGCUAUAGAAGAGAGACUACUGAACAUUGAAGCUCAUUUAAGGUUACAAACAGGUGGACCAGUGCCAAAAGACAUUUAUCAAAGGAUAAAAAAACUUGAAGAUAAAAUCCUUGAAUUGGAAGGGAUGUCUCCUGAAUAUUUUCACUCUGUGAAUUUGCCUGGCAAAAGAAGGAAAAUCCAACAAAACCAAAACUACACUUUGGCCGAACUUGAUGAGAAGAUCAGUGCACUUAAGCAAACAUUGCUGAGAAAAACAAAUGAAGGGAGGCCCAAGGUGGUUGAUCAGCUUCUUUGAGUACAGCAAUGUGACUUCAUUGUGCUUUCAUGUGUACUUAGCUCCUUUAGACUGUCUGAGUACUGUUUAUCUAGGCACUAUGGUAAGGAAACUAAACAAUGCGCAUAUGAACUCGUCUAAUUCUUAUUGGAAAUCUAGAUUAAGUGAACUUCUUUGUUUCUUCAAAAUGAAGAAUGUUUUGGAAGUAGCAUUGUAAAUAUCACUUCCCUUCUGUUGGAAAAGAUGAUCUGUAGAACUGUUAAUAAUAAAAAAAACCUGUUAGCUUCAUUGCAUAAAAAUAACUGUACAUUUAAAAUGUGAUGUCACUGAUCAGACAAAUGUCUCUUGAAAUAUAGUUCUGUCCAAAGAGUGUUAUGUGAAAUGUGAUUGUUCAUUUAACUUUGUGAAGUAAAUGAGACAGAUAUGCAGAAAAAUAUAAAAGGAGUUACAGUAAUGAAAAAUUGAUAGUGCAUUUAACGAGAUGAAGGGUCUCCUGAUGAAGGAUAAUAAACUUAUCACUUAAUGACCCAGCCAGCCAGGGUUGUUUGAGAGUUAAACAACCCUCAAAUAACCCUACAACAGCCCAUGGGUUAUUUGAAGGUGUUUAACCCUCAAGCAAUCCCUGCCCAUCCAUGUUCAGAUUUAUUUAUUUAUUAAAUUUAUAUACCACCCCAUAGCCAAAGCUCUCUGGGCGGUUUAAAAAAUGUUUACAGAUGUCACGAUAAGCCAUGGCAACCCCCCACCAGCAGCUGAAUAUUCAGAUUGGCCCACAGCACACACCACAGCCCACCCUGACUUAACACAGCACCCUGUGGCUUAUUUAUCAUGCAAACUGGGCCAUUGAGUAGGGACAUCUUUUAUUCGUUCUGAAUGCCUAGGAAGGUGAAAUCCAUAUGACUCUUUCAAGGGAAGGCGAAAACAGUAAUGGCAAAUGAUUCCCUUCAAGGAAUCCGGUCACACUGAAUAAGGCCAUUAUUCCUUCCAACCCAGUACUUUUUACCCUGACAUUGGCUUUUUGAAUUCUCUCCCCCGGCAUCUUAAUCUUAUUGCGUUGAGAUUCUUUCAGUCAAGAUGCCAGAACUGAAACUGGGUGGAAUUCUACUCUGCUUGAGUAUAUGGCCAAAUCGCUACAGUUUAGCUAGGUCUUCAUGAAGAGUAAGCAUACAGACAUUGCCCUUACACAUUUCAUACCUCACCUUUUUGGCAGCAGAAUUUUGUGCUCUGGCCUUGGCCCAUUGCUGUUGAUCAAGUUAUUCAAUAAAUAACUACAGGUGCAAUCCUAUGUGUGUUCAGACAGAAAAAAAAUCCUGUUGACCAGGGAGUGCUGGUAGUUUCCGUCUAAACAUGCAUAGGGUUGUGCUCUAAAUGAAGCAAUAGCUCCCCCCACACCCACAUCCACACCCACACACCCAACAAUAUCCUGAUUCAUACUACUGCUGUGGUUAUGAACACGUAAACCCAAGUAAUAGAAAAAGUAUUGGAUGUAGGCUAGGUAAAUCUGGGUAAAAGUUUUUUCUUUAACAAUGAAGCUCAAUGCAGUGGCCUUGAGCAAACCAUGAAUUUAUUUUUCCACCUAACUUAGCUCAUGGGCUCAUUGGAGAGAAAAGAUGGAUCUUAAACCAUGUAUGUUACCUUGAAAUCUUUGAAGGAUAAUAAAUUAAUGGUAUUGAAGACAAUG